AUGUCCCUCGGCAGCCUCGAUCCCGAUGCGGUAUACAUGGCAGCGCGGGUAGUUGAAACACAAGGCCGCUGCCUCAUCACUCGACCGGCUACACCCGACUGGGCCGGGUCAUACGACUUUGACUUCGUCCUGGAUCUUGACGAGAGCCUACGUUUGCUCCUUGAUCAAAUGGAACAUAGAAGAGCCCACUACGGCCGUGAUGCUAUCGAGUCGCGUCCUGCCCAUACACCGGAGGCGAUCUUGGCGAAGCAUUGCGGCACCGAACAUGGGAAGGCGCAUCGCGAGGGCAGAAUGACCAUGGGCGCUUCUACACCGGAGGAAGACUACAUGCAGGAUCUUUGGGAAGGCGUACCUACCAGAUACAAACAAAAGAUCCCCUUGCCACAGCUCUACCCCGACUACACCAGGAGCGUCGGCGUCGCAGCCACGGCACCGCCUUCCCACCAAACAAGCAAAUCUACUGGCAUCCAAAAGCACUCUCGCGGUUCAAGCAGCAGCGACACCGAUGAUCAAGACGCCGUCUUCUCUCGGCCACAGCGAGGCGACUGGACCAAUUAA
Messenger RNA from Alternaria viburni, 558 nucleotides. RefSeq lists its product as uncharacterized. Bases 1 to 558 code for a protein of 185 amino acids. The transcript is spliced from 2 exons. The record is from RefSeq and is a predicted model, not a curated record. NCBI's taxonomy places the organism in Eukaryota, Fungi, Ascomycota, Dothideomycetes, Pleosporales, Pleosporaceae.